Molecule: messenger RNA, 1415 nt
Organism: Leptomonas pyrrhocoris
Lineage: Eukaryota; Euglenozoa; Kinetoplastea; Trypanosomatida; Trypanosomatidae
Exons: 1
Coding region: 78-1415 (445 amino acids)
Source: RefSeq, a predicted model, not a curated record
GUACGGAGUUCGCCUCAGUGGUGGCACCAACAGCUAAUCUCUCUCUCCAAAGAAAAAAAAGAAUCAAGGCCGGCAAAAUGUCAGCAAUGCGUACGCUCCUCUCGCUGCUGGACGGCACGGUGUACGUCCUCCUCGCCCUCACCACCGUCGCGCUCGUCGUCGUCGCCGUAGCCCUCAGUCGCAAUAUGUACCGUGAUGCCCUGCGCACUCAGGCCCGCUCGAAUCUUCGCCGUGAGGACACCCUCACAAACGAGCAACAGGGCUUUCUCAAGUCUAUGCAGGCCGAAGAAAACGUGGAGGAGGUGCUGCGCAAGGCGGGGUGGAGCGAAGUCUUUCUGCGCCGACGCGUGGCGGUCGCGCGCGUCGGCCACAACCGCGAGAUCGACGUCGUCGCUGUGGGGCCCAUCAUCCUGGUGGUUGAAGUGAAGAACUGGCAGGGAUACGUGUGGAGCCACGGCUCGAGCUGGUAUCAGUGCCGGAACCGCAAAACGAUGGACACGCUGCAGUUUGAGGAUGUGCAGGAGGACAACGUGGAGAAGGCAGCGGCACUGCGGCGCUACAUCGAGAACGCACGCCGUGUGGAGCUUCCCGAUUCGAGUGUUGUGCAGACCGAUGCUGUGAUAUUUGGACACGACAAGAGCAAACAAAACGGUCGAGGAACGUGGUACUCCGACAAGGCGAUCCACAAGGUCUGUGGCAAGUGUGUGGUGCCCGUUGUCGUCUUUACAAACCCGCGCGUGAAGCUGGACCCUGCUACGGUGAAGGCGAAGAAGUACGUGUUUACUCUCGAUACGUUUGGCGCCUUUGCGCAGCAAGUCCUGCACGGCAACAUCGACCUUGACGCACUCAACGACGUGGUCACGCCGUCCUCGUGGUGGUCGUGGGCUCCUCUUGUGCGAGCGCACACCCGUGCCCCGCGCGCCGCGCCGGCGGGGACAGCCGGUUCUUUUUUUCUCACGGAGGAUCAACAGUGCCAGGUGGCAACGGUGGUGGACGUGAUGCGCACGUGGGACGUCAUCUACUUCCUGGAUAGCCGCAUGGUAACAGGUGACCUGCAGAGCAUUGACGUACCGAGUGCCUUCUGUUCGUACGAACGCAAACACCUCCUCGACAUAAACGUUCGCUGGAACCGCGGUGUUUGGGGUCUUGUGAAGACCUUCCUGACGAACAAGGCGGGCACGGUGGAGCUGGUGCUCGCGACGGCGAAGCGGCUGGCAAAGAAAAGGAAUGAGAGGAAGCCGCGCAACGCGCAGGGGAACAUCGUGUUUCCGAUGGUGCCAAAGAAAAAGAAGGGGAAUGACACGAUUGUGAUGAAGAUGGCCGGCACCACGGAGCUGAAAACGAUCCUGUUGUGCGACGUGGACCGCAUUUUCCUCAGCCAUCACCUCUACGAAAACGAGAAACAGCUGGCGUAA